AUGGAGAAUGCCCUUCCAGCGGGGCCUGUGACUGAUGAGGAUAUCUCUUUCUUGAAUCGAGUUCUUCGAGAAGAUCACGGCGAAUCAGUCAUAUCAACGGAAACUCUUAUGAGAGAGGAAGUUACCAACCUAAGAGAGGAAUCUGCUCAACUACAACGCGAACUUCAGAAACACAUCCGGACGAAUUCAGCGUUUCAGGAGGAGCUGCGGCAGAUAGGGAGAAUUAUUACCUGCGUCGCGAAUGGAGAUCUUUCAAAGAGAGCGUCUAUUCAGGAGUCGGAGACCAACACCGACAUCCGUCUAUUUAAGGACACGAUAAAUACUAUGAUGGAUCAGCUACAGCUUUUUGGCAACGAGGUAUCCAAGGUCGCGAGAGAAGUAGGAACUGAAGGUAUUCUGGGUGGUCAGGCUCAAAUCCCUGGCGUCCAAGGCAUCUGGAGGGAAAUAACCGAGAAUGUCAACGUCAUGGCAUCGAAUUUGACUCUUCAGGUACGCGAAAUCGCCACUGUCACGACCGCUGUUGCGCAUGGAGAUCUCAGUCAGAAAAUCGAGAGACGGGCGAAAGGGGAGAUUUUCCAGCUUCAGCAGACAAUCAAUACUAUGGUGGAGCAGCUUCGAGCGUUCGCAACUGAAGUGAAUCGGGUGGCCCAUGAUGUCGGCGCUGAAGGUAUCCUUGGCGGCCAGGCAAAGAUCAUCGGCGUGGAGGGCAUUUGGAACGAAUUAACAAUUAACGUGAAUGCGAUGGCCAACAAUUUGACUGCUCAAGUGAGGGAUAUAACCACUGUUACAACAGCUGUCGCAACAGGAGACCUUACGCGGAAGGUGCAAGCGGAGUGCAAAGGCGAGAUCCUACUUCUAAAGAAUAUCAUCAAUUCGAUGGUUGACCAGUUGAGGACAUUCGCGCAGGAAGUCACUAAGAUCGCAAAGGAGGUAGGGACGGAUGGUGUUCUUGGCGGCCAAGCUGUCGUCCACGGCGUGGAAGGAACGUGGAAACACCUAACAGACAAUGUUAAUGGCAUGGCCAUGAACCUUACUACCCAAGUUAGGGAGAUCGCUGAUGUCACCACUGCCGUUGCGAGAGGCGAUCUCACGAGGAAAGUGACGGCGGAUGUACAGGGAGAGAUACUGGAUCUUAAAGACACGAUCAACGGAAUGGUUGAUCGACUCAACAGAUUUGCUUCGGAAGUGAGCCGGGUAGCGCGCGAAGCACGUGUCGAAAAUGUGGAAGGGCUAUGGAGAGACGUUACGGACAAUGUCAAUACGAUGGCACAUAACUUGACUUCGCAAGUUCGAGCAAUAUCGAACGUUACCCAAGCAAUUGCGCGAGGCGACCUAAGCACUAAAAUCGAAGUACACGCCCAGGGUGAGAUUCUCACGUUGAAGGAAACGAUAAAUGACAUGGUUGAUGGCUUGGAUCAAUUCGCGAAGGAACUCAAGCGAGUCGCUCGCGAUGUGGGGGUUGAAGGGAAGAUGGGAGGCCAAGCAAACGUGAACGGAAUACGUGGGCUAUGGAAGGAAAUCACAGAAGACGUCAACAUCAUGGCGGAAAAUCUGACAUCACAAGUUCGUGCCUUUGGUGAGAUCACGGAAGCUGCUACAAGCGGGGAUUUCACUCAAUUAAUUACGGUCAACGCGUCUGGCGAGAUGGAUGAGUUGAAGCAGAAAAUUAACAAGAUGGUUUCGAACCUACGAGACAGCAUUCAACGAAAUACAGCUGCUAAGGAGGCUGCAGAGUUAGCAAAUCGCAGCAAAUCAGAGUUUCUCGCCAACAUGAGCCAUGAGAUUCGCACACCUAUGAACGGAAUAAUUGGAUUGACUCAACUCGCACUCGAAGCGGAUGAUCUUCAGCCAUCUAUUCGCGAAACUCUCAACAUCGUACACACUCUUGGGAAUAGUCUCUUAAGCAUCAUCGAUGACGUCCUCGAUAUAUCCAAGAUCGAAGCGAAUCACAUGGUCAUCGAAAACGUUCCAUUUAGCAUAGGAAAUACCGUUUUUAGCGCACUGCGGACAUUGGCUGUCGAAGCAAGCGAGAAAAUAAUCAAAUUGGUAUAUGAAGUGGAAGAAGGGGUUCCGGAUUUCAUUGUUGGGGAUGCUUUCCGUCUCCGCCAAGUGAUACUCAAUCUACUCGGCAACGCCAUCAAAUUCACCGAGCACGGUGAGAUUCGGGUUGCAGUUAGAAAGGCGGUCGGGAAGAUAUGCAGUGCUGAUGAGUACGCUUUUGAAGUAUCAGUUUCCGAUACGGGUAUCGGUAUUGCAGCCGAUAAGCUAGGUGUCAUUUUUGAGAAAUUCCAGCAGGCGGACGGCUCGACAACAAGGCGAUUCGGUGGCACCGGGCUGGGUCUUGCCAUUUCAAAAAGAAUCAUCAAUCUGAUGGGCGGAGAUAUGGCUGUCACGUCUGAGGUUGAUGUUGGAAGUACUUUCUCCUUCACUUUCAUCUCGAAGUUGGUCGAUGCAUCGUUCGUUGCCUCGGAGCAGGACACUCCACAUAAGGGUCGCCGUAUUCUUUACAUCGAUAAAGGAAGCAACACAGAUCAGCCUAUCCAACAUAUGCUGGCCGACCUCGGUUUCGUACCGGAUGUAGUAACCGACGAGAGGUAUUUCGCAGAGACUUCAGCUGAGCUCCGUGGGCCAGGGUUUUAUGAUGCCGUCCUGAUUGAUGCGUUGGAGGUCGCGAUGACUUUGAACGCUCUUGGCACUUUCCCAUUCAUCCCACUUGUCUUGGUUCGCCCAAGCGUAUCAAUUGUCCUUAAGUCUGCCCUGGAUUUAGGUAUAGCAUCAUGUGUGACAACUCCUUGUCGUUCAAUUGACCUCUGGAACGGUAUUCUGUCGGCCCUUGGCAAUCGACCAACGCGCAUAGCCAGCGGAUUCACCCGUCCAUUAACUGUCUUGCUCGCGGAAGAUAACGAGAUUAAUCGAAAAGUGGCUCUGAAGAUACUAGGAAAGUUCAAUCACAGUGUAACUGUGGUGGAAAAUGGCCAGGAAGCUUUGGAAGCAUUCAAGAAGCAACGGUACGACGUUGUUCUUAUGGAUAUUCAAAUGCCUGUCAUGGGAGGAUUUGAGUCUACCGUGAAGAUCCGGGAGUAUGAGAAAGACAACAGCUUGCCACGUACUCCCAUCGUGGCACUGACUGCUCAUGCUAUGUUUGGUGAUCGUGAAAAAUGUCUCGAUGCAGAUAUGGAUGACUAUCUCUCGAAACCAAUUGAUCAAAACCGACUGAUACAGGUUAUCCAGAAGUACGACAGCUUCGGCCUGCAUACGUGCGGAAAGCUUCCGUCAAGAACUGGUCAUCGACUCCAGGUCGCAAAGGAUGAACGGCUGGGGAAUUGGUGCUUGAUCCUGGAGACUUCCUGGCGAGAAACGGGGAUGGAAGACGACAAGACAACGACGGCUGCAGAUAUCUUUGGUAGAGCAGCAAGUUCAGGGUAGGGGCACUCGAGCUCUCGUUUCUUACACGAGCAGGGUAGCUUAGAUAUUGCUCACAGCGCUGAUCGACCUGGCGGCUGACUAGGGGAUUAACUGGGGUGAAAAAUGUUGAUGAUGAAGACCUCCAUAAGAGGGAGUGUAAACUUUGACGAGUAGGAAACUAUUGCAC
Molecule: messenger RNA, 3592 nt
Organism: Aspergillus novofumigatus IBT 16806
Lineage: Eukaryota; Fungi; Ascomycota; Eurotiomycetes; Eurotiales; Aspergillaceae
Product: DRK1 histidine kinase
Exons: 4
Coding region: 1-3426 (1141 amino acids)
Biological process (GO): cellular hyperosmotic response; phosphorelay signal transduction system; phosphorylation
Cellular component (GO): membrane
Molecular function (GO): phosphorelay sensor kinase activity
Source: RefSeq, a predicted model, not a curated record